Molecule: messenger RNA, 1290 nt
Organism: Ceratosolen solmsi marchali
Lineage: Eukaryota; Metazoa; Arthropoda; Insecta; Hymenoptera; Agaonidae
Product: neuroligin-4, X-linked-like
Exons: 5
Coding region: 100-1290 (396 amino acids)
Source: RefSeq, a predicted model, not a curated record
CCACGAGGAAUGUGAACGACAGGCUUCCUGAGGACAAAGCCAAUAACCGACUCCCCGGAUUCGACAUUGAGUGGUAACCUCGCCCUCCACGACAUCGCCAUGGGUCUCACGUGGGUGCGCGAGAACAUCGGCGCCUUCGGCGGUGAUCCCACCAGAGUCACUCUGAUGGGCCAUGAUACCGGCGCCGCCCUGGUGAAUUACUUGCUCCUAGCGCCCUUCAGCAAAGGUCUUUUUCACAAUGUCGUCCUGCUGAGUGGCUCGGCAUUAAGCCCAUGGGCAGCGGUUCACGAUCCGAACGACUUGCGCGUUCAGGUCGCUAAAGAACUCGAUUGCCGCUACGAAGACGACGAGGACAUUGCGGAAUGCUUGAGGGGAGUCUCCCUCGAAGCUAUACUUGGAAUUGAUCCCAAUGAAAUCAAGUUCAUGCCGUCGAUCGGACCGAGUUUACCGGUGGACGGAAGCAAUCCCGAUCCUGCCCUGGAUAUGGAACGGCUCAGCGACGCAUUCAUCAAGGUCCCCUUAAUCCUCGGCGUAUCGACCGCGGAGUCCUACCUCGACUUCAACGCCAACGACAUCCAGUACGGCUUCGAGGAGGACCAGCGCAACCGCGUGCUCCGGACCUUCAUCCGCAACGCCUACGUUUAUCAUCUCAACGAGAUAUUCAGUGCGGUAAGGAACGAGUACACGGACUGGGACAAGCCCGUGCUGCAUCCCAUCAAUAUCCGAGAAUCGACGAUGGAGGCCCUGAGCGAUGGGCACACGGUCGCACCCCUCAUGCGAAUAGCGUUUUACCACGCCAGACGGGGCGCUAGCACUUACUUCUUUCAUUUCAAUUACCAGACCAAGGACAGCGAUUAUCCGCAGAGACUCGGAAGUGUUCGUGGCGAGGCAAUGCCAUACAUAUUCGGCCUUCCCCUGAUCUCGGGCGGUCGAUUUUUUCCACAAAAUUACUCCCGAUCGGAUCAGGGCGUUGCCGAGGCAGUGCUCACAUUCUUCACCAACUUCGCCAAGACGGGAAAUCCGAACGAGCCUCACAACAUCGAAUCUGUGGAUUACGGCACCGUGAAGGAGAAGACCCGAUAUCGCGGCCUCAAUUGGGAGAAAUACGAGACCGGGACUCAACAAUACCUCAUGAUAGCUCUUAAGCCCAAAAUGAAAAAUCACUACCGAGGACACAAAAUGGCAGUUUGGCUGAAUCUCAUUCCUCAACUUCAUCAACCUGGAGAUGAUGUUUCCAUGAGACAUCAUCAAUUUCGAGAAAAAGGCGAUACUUAUUACGCGGGUAAGUAA